Dictyostelium purpureum is the source of this 816-nucleotide messenger RNA. RefSeq lists its product as uncharacterized. The transcript has 3 exons. The coding region runs from base 1 to 816 and encodes 271 amino acids. Gene Ontology annotation, biological process: proteasome assembly. Lineage: Eukaryota; Evosea; Eumycetozoa; Dictyosteliales; Dictyosteliaceae. Gene Ontology annotation, cellular component: cytosol; nucleus. The record is from RefSeq and is a predicted model, not a curated record.
AUGCCAUUUUUUUAUAAAGAUAAAAGCAAUAACAACCAAAUUUCAUUUAAAGAUAAUAAAAUUAUUUGGCCUUCAUUAACUUUAGGUAAUAUUGGUCAAUUAACAAUAGAUGUUUUAAUAUGUUCAUUUGAAUUCAAAAGAGUUGGAUUUAUUGUAGAUGAGAAUGUUAUACCAAUUGUUGGUAAUGAUUGCUAUACAGUAGACGGUAAUAACAAUAAUAAUAAUAAAGGUGUACUUUCAACUAGUAUUGAGGUCUAUCAAUCUUCUCAAUUUCCAUUGAUCACUUUAGUUCAACAAAGAUCACCAAUUAUUGAUGGAUGUUUCUCAAAAUUCUCAAAGCCAUUAUUAAAUUGGAUAAAAACCGAAGAAUUUAAAGAAAUUAUAUUUAUUUCAAGUAGUAAUGCAAAUAAAAGAGUUGAUUCACAAUUAUUUGGUCCACAAAUUAGAUAUAUUAAAUCAAAUACAACAUCAAAAGAAACAAUUGAUAAAGUUAAUAGUAAUGGUAUCCCAGAAAUGGAACUUGAAAUUCCAUCCAAUGAAUUUGGUGGCGAAUUAAUGCAUCUCAGUAAUAGAUUGACUGGUUUAGCUAAAGAAAUUUAUUUAAAUACAAAUAGCGACUCAUCAAAUGGACCAUCAUUUUUAUGUGUAAAUUUAUUUUGUUCUGAAGGUUAUAAUACUGUUGAAGCUUUACAAAUGGCAUAUCAAAUCUAUAUUUUAAUUAAAAAAGAUAAUGAUGAACCAAAACCAACUUUUAAAACCCCAAAUAGCUGGAAAUUACUUCAAGGUCCAACUUAUGAUCAAUCGCUUUUCUUUUAA